Molecule: messenger RNA, 1015 nt
Organism: Seminavis robusta
Lineage: Eukaryota; Bacillariophyta; Bacillariophyceae; Naviculales; Naviculaceae
Source: the annotation of a GenBank genome assembly
GGUUGCUACAUGUAUGUUUACAGUACUUGCAAGUCCAGCUUCCGAGAGUACUGGCGCUGUCGUGACUUCGGAGAUCGAGCAAAACACAAGAUCGCAAAGAUCAAGUCCCGCGGACAAGCCACUAGCUAGGAUCCGAAGCAAGCGUCCAUUCGUGGACACCAAGUUCACGCUCCUUGUAGGCUCGAGACGGAAAGUAGUCAUAAAGUUUGCUUUGCUUUCUUAACACAUUACCACCAUCGGAUAGAUUCCCAUCAUAAUCAUGUCGCCCGCAACUAUUGCUAAGAAUGGCGGAUACGUUCGCCUUACAGCCGAGGAUGAUCCCGCUGGCUCCGAUUGUGGUCCAACCGAGAAGAAGGACUUUCACUUUCCCAUCUUUACGGUUCUGUCGGUUCUACUUGUGCUGGUGGGAGGAACAACAAUGAUCCAUCAUUGCGCCACUAGCAGGCAUGGCUCCUUCGGCAGUUGUUCCGGCGAAGGCGCCUGUGAAGGCAACACCGGAACCAUUGGAUUCGGUGCCUGCAAUGGAGAACACGCUUGUCGCUUCAAUUCCGCAAGUAUCUCUUGGGGCGCUUGCAAUGGUGAUGGAGCUUGUGGCUCCAACCAAGGACCCGUCAAACAGUUUUCCUGCAAUGGCGAUGAAGCCUGCAGCGGCAAUAGCGCCCCCGCGAUCAUGUGGGGAUCGUGCAACGGCGACGCUGCUUGUCAGAAUAAUAGCGGACAGAUCGAGAAAGCAUCUUGCAAUGGUGACAAUGCAUGCCACGGAAAUUCCGACCAUAUUGGUCCUGGAAUGUGCAAUGGUGAUAAUACGUGUCCCGGAAACAGCACCACGGUGGAGACUUGAAUGAAUGAACGACAAAAAUGCUGAAUUAUGAAUUGAAUCGAUGGUUUGAGCUACGCUGUGUGCUCCCUUCCAAGUUUAAAAGCUUACCAGGUAGAGAGAUCUAGGUGGACAUCAAUGAAGUAGGAAACACUAGAAACAAAAGCAGUAUCACAUAUAUUAGACUCCUCUGAUUUG